This is a messenger RNA of Gekko japonicus, 2524 nucleotides long. It is a transcript of the gene PTGFRN, whose product is annotated as prostaglandin F2 receptor inhibitor. The coding region runs from base 146 to 2524 and encodes 792 amino acids. The transcript has 7 exons. The record is from RefSeq and is a predicted model, not a curated record. Lineage: Eukaryota; Metazoa; Chordata; Lepidosauria; Squamata; Gekkonidae.
GCGAGGGCUGGCGCUGGUCUUGUUCACGCUCCGGCUGCUUUUGCCCCUCCCCCUGUCGGAGGCUCCGCUCGGCUGAGGCGCUGGUUGACUCGGGGGCUCUCUUUCGCCGCGCUUCUCGCCCGGCCGCCGUUCUGGACACAGCGGCAUGGGGCACCGCGGGCAGAGCGCGCCCUUUCUGCCCCUCCUGCUCUUCUUCUUGGGACUAUCUGCCUCCACCCUUGGGCGCAUUGUGAAGGUGCCUGCUGGUCCCUUAGUACGAGUUGAGGACACAGAAGUGAGGAUACCCUGCAACGUUACUCAAUAUGAUGGACCCAGUGAGCAGAACUUUGAUUGGGAGUUCUGUACAAACCCUGCUCAGGACUGUAAAUUUUUACAUGUAGUAAGUACUUGGGAUCCUUUGUUCAUGUCUGAGAAAUAUCGAGAUCGAGUUACUCAUGGAGACAUCAUGUUGAAGCGGAACAGCAACAAUGCUGUGGAACUUGUGAUUGGAAACAUUCGCCCUACGGACCAAGGGAUAUAUCGUUGCACUACACCCAGCACUGAUUCUGUCUUUUAUGGGAAUUACAAUGCUGUAGUCGAAGUCAAAGUGAUUGCAGAUGGCUUAACUGUGACUGGGUCAAAAGCACGGUCUGCAUCUGCUUUGAACUUAUCGGAAGGGGAUUCAUUUCAGUUGCGCUGCUCAGCUUCCACCAAUUCCUCGGAACACACCCAUCUUCAUGUUUCUUGGGAAUUCAAGAAUGACCUUGUGUGGCAAGAAAUCCUCUCUUUAACGCAUGAGGGCAAAUUUCAGCCUGGCCCAGAUUAUAACGAGCGCUAUAUCAGUGGAUAUGUGCGCUUAGAUGCCAUGGCCAAUGACAUUUACCGCUUGUCUGUGUCUCAGGCUCUUCCAUCAGAUGAGGGUGCCUACAGAUGUCGAGUGAGUGAGUGGGUUAAAGAUGCAGAUGGUUCAUGGCAAAAGAUCCAAGAAAAAAGUGUUGAUUUAGCUAAUGUUGUGGUGCAGCCAACAGCUUUAGGUGUGUUCAUCACUAGAACUAAUGUAUCGGUGACAGAGAGAGACUCCCUUGACCUUACCUGCAACUUCACAACGGAUAGAAGUGGCAUUUUCCAAGCAGAGGUCACAUGGUACUACAGUGAAUCACCUGAUGGCCCCAUGGAAGAUGCUCAGAUUUUGCUGAGUGCAGACCGUGACUCUGUAAUUAGUGACUCUACUCUCAUUAGCCUCAGUCUUGUAGACCGAAGUUCUUACCACCUGUUGGUACGUGACAUGAGUAUUGAAGAUUCUGGCUACUACUUCUGCCAAGCAGCUCUGUGGGUGCCACAAUACAAUGGUAGCUGGCACAAGGUAGCAGAGAGAACCUCUGUGCCAGUCACUGUGGAGGUGACUCCAUUAGAGCCAAAUUACCAUGUGUUUCUGAAUGCUUCUAAAAUGCCAAAGUAUUCAGAGGAUCCCACAGAACUGGAGUGUAGGAUCACAGAAGCACAAAACGCAGAAGCAAAUGUCCGUUACACUGUGUCUUGGUACUACAGACUGCCUUUACGUAGUGAUGAAGUAGUUAAAGAUGAACUUCUCGCCACCAUGGAUGCGGACUGGACACUGGUAGUUGGGGAGAGGAGCAAACAACGAGCCCAGAAUGGGGAAAUAAUUUUUUCUAAGUCAGCCAUGGACACCUUCCGUUUACGAAUCCAGUGGACCUCAGAGGCGGAUAAAGGAGAGUAUUAUUGUAUAAUUUCUUCGUGGAGCAGGCAGCGCAACAAUAGCUGGAUAAAGAUCAAGGAUGUGGCUUCUAUGCCUGUAAGCAUUUUAUGGUCUACGCAAGAUUAUGCACUGACUGUAGAAGCUGUGAAACUGAAGCCGUUCUUCAUGGCCGGGCACACCUUCGAAAUGACAUGCAAGGUGUCUUCCCGGAACAUCAAAAGUCCUCGUUACUCAGUCCUCAUUACAGCGGAGAAGCCUCUGAAUGACCAUUCAAAUGCUAAUGGAACCAUGCGCAUCAUUUCCCUCAAUCAAGAUUCAGUGGUCAGACGGGAAGAUUGGACAGACCAGGACCGGGUGGACGGUGUGGUCCUAGAGAAGGUCCAGGAGAAUGAGUUCCGCUACAGAAUGUACCAGACGCAGAUUUCUGAUGCUGGGCUGUAUCGUUGUGUGGUGACUGCAUGGUCACCAGGGGGUGGAGGCAUGUGGCGAGAGGCAGUCAAUGGUUUAUCCAACCCCAUCCAGAUAGACUUUCAGACCUCAGGUAGUUACAUUGAUAUCUCAAAACGGAGCUCAUCCUCAAGUCCUAAUUUUCAUGAACUUCAGGGGCUAAAUUCAGACUAUUUGAGACAAAAACCACUGUAUAUGUUACAGGAUAUAGUAGCCAAGCAUCCAUCUGAAGCCAACACAAAAGCAGAAGGUCCAAAACGUCUGAACUCAAUGGCGAGAUUAAGAUACAAUUUAGAAUUUACUCCCAGUGAAAGACUUGCUACUACUGAUGAUGAGACAUUAGAGAAGAGCUUUGACCUCGGAGGACCUGCAAUGCAUUAA